Molecule: messenger RNA, 4371 nt
Organism: Drosophila virilis
Lineage: Eukaryota; Metazoa; Arthropoda; Insecta; Diptera; Drosophilidae
Gene: Ehbp1
Product: Eps15 homology domain containing protein-binding protein 1
Biological process (GO): actin cytoskeleton organization
Cellular component (GO): filamentous actin; microtubule organizing center
Molecular function (GO): protein binding
Source: RefSeq, a predicted model, not a curated record
UCGCCCUUUUUGUGUUCUGUUUGGGUCUCAAGAAUUGCAAGUUAUUAUAAAUAAAGUUAAAAAUGUUUAAUACGAAAUAACCAGUGUCGUGUUUAUAAUAAGUGCGUCAAGGUGUUGCUUGAAUGCGAUGAACAAAAAUGAACGCAUAAAGAAAUUUGGCUCCAAACGAGCGUGAUGUCAUUGUGGUGCUAUAUAUUGAAGCAUUCAUAUACAUAUGUAUGUAUGUAUGUACACACAAUACUCACGUACAUAUAACUUACAAUUUUUUAAAGUGUCUGGCAUGAAUAUCUGCGGAUGUACCAUAAUAACAUUGAGCUCUGACUUAUAACAAGAGUCAGGGAAAUAGUCAGUAAUAGUCCAAAAUUACAUCUAUCAACCGCAAGCGAAUAUUUCCGUUAGGUGUGUAUUUAACGUGUUCAUAACAUACGAAAAUAACGACCAACUAUCGAAUGUGGAUUGAGUGUGUGCCUUAGUUUGGAAACUAAACUGAUUUUGGGUCGCAAUGGGCAGCGUCUGGAAACGUUUGCAGCGAGUUAACAAACGUGCGGCGAAAUUUCAGUUCACUGCCUCCUAUCAUGAUCUGCGCUUGGAGACCACCGCUAAGUGGCGCCCUUCAAAUCUUUCGGUGGUCUGGACGAGACGUUCGAGGCGUGUUGCUAGCUCACCGCUGCCAUGGGAGCCAGAUAUGAUGAACCCACUGGUGGGAAACAUAUCGUGGCCAGUGCCAGACAAUCACGCUAUUUCGGUAACAUUAUUUAAGGAUCCACGCACUCAUGAACUUGAAGACAAAGACUGGACAUUUGUGGUCGAAGAUAUUUCACUACUGGGUAAAAAGCGAGUACUGGCAAACGCAAGCAUCAAUAUGCGUAAAUAUGCUAGUGUUGAGUCAACACAGCAGAGUUUUACGUUGAACCUUAAGCCAGUUUCUCGGAAAAUAACAGCCGCUGAUUUGGAAUUGACAAUUAGUUGUGUAUUUUUGCGCGAGGGUAAAGCAACUGAUGAAGAUAUGCAAAGCGUUGUCUCAUUUAUGUCCGUCAAUAACAACUGUGAUGUAGCGCCUCUUGACGACUUAGAGGAUAUACCAGACUUGGAAAACUCCGGGGACAUCUCGGACAAUUUAUAUGAUUUCACGCAACAGUUGGAGCAAAUGACAACAAGUUUAAAUGGUUGUACCGAUGUACCAACGCCUUUGAGCGUUCCUUCAUUGUCAGAAGAUCCAACUCCAUUGGCCGAGACAUUUAACGCUUUACAUUUUGAACAAGAAGCGGAUCAUAAAAACGUACAGCCUUGGUCGAUCGUUAAAACGGAUGAACCAUUAAAUACUCCUAGUGCACAUAAUUCACAACUGGUUACUCUCAGGACGCCUAUUAAAGACACUGAUCUGAUUAAGGAAAAUAAUCAAAUUGCUAUUGAAUUAUUGAAAUCCAAUCAAAACGAAAGGUUCCAGGAAGUUCUUACAUCUACGCCUAUAGAAGCACAAAAGGCUGCAGUAAAAGUGAAAAGUAGCUCAAGCAAAGCUCUCAACUUUGACAAACAUGAUUGCAGCACUGUCGACAUAGUAAAAUCAAAGAAUAUAAAUUCAUAUGACGAUGAAUCAACUGAAGUCUUAAGAGUAAACGUUUCUACCACUGCUGAGGAAACUGGAGGCACACAAUCUACCGAGGAACAAACGAAGCCGAUAGAGGACCAGGCUAUGGUACCUAUUGCCAAGCGCCCUGAACUUCAGCCCCUGAAUUUAAAGAAAAAUUAUGAGUCUACACCUACCACAAAUAAAUUUUCAAAUGUAAAUAAUGCUUCUCUAAAGCCUGUGGAGAAGAUCGUUCUGAAGGAUAACACCCCUGGACAAGAUUUGUUAGAGUGGUGCAAAGAGGUAACCAAAGAUUAUCCAAAUGUUAAAGUGACAAAUUUGACUACCAGCUGGCGCAAUGGCAUGGCGUUUUGUGCAAUAAUACACCAUUUUAUGCCACGUUUGAUAGACAUGUCGAAGUUAAGUGCACAUGACGUUGUUGGUAACUGUCGUAUAGCCUUUGAUGCGGCAGAAACAUUGGGCAUACCUCGUGUGAUCGAGCCACGAGACAUGAAUUUGCUCACAGUACCAGACAAAUUAGCAGUCAUGACGUACCUGCAUCAAUUACGGGCACACUUCACAGGGAAGCAGUUGCAAAUUGAGCAAAUUGGCCCGACAUCGGACGAGUCCAGCUACGUUAUCGGCAACUACAAGUCUGACAAUCUGUCGCAAAAUCUAAUAAAUUUCUCGCACCUGAAGACACAGCUAUUACAUCAGAAUUCGUUCGAUGAAGAAAAUAUCUGUCAGCAACAACAGCUGUCGCCCACGAGUAAAAAAGACGUCAAAAAUCUUAUAUUGACAAGUUCAAAGAAUAUUUUGGGUAAAGUUCUUUCCCCAACUAAAGACAAAAAUGUAGUCAAUGCAAUGCAGACCGCAAAUCAGACAACUAAAUCCUCACUGGGUCGACAUACUCCUCCUCCUCCUAUCGAUGGCAACGGCGAUACAUGUGAGGAAAUGCAAAAGCUUAACAAGGAAUCAACGUCGCCUAUGUCGUUAGAUGCUAAUGCGACAAAUGAGGAUCGACAGCAGCGAUUAAGGGAGCAGGCACGACGACUUAUAUUAGAAACACGAAAUAAGAUAGCAGGACCUGUAAAUAGCGGUGUGGACAGUCCAACAAGCCCAACUAAGCUCAAGCGAUUCAACUAUACUCCUGAACGUACUAUAUCACCUAUACACAACGGCAGUAGCAACGGAGAUUCUUACAUUGACGUUCCCUCAAAUAAAAUAGCUCUUGUACGGGAUAAACCUGAUCACUACGUUAACCACACGAGUCCUAGUCAUAGAUUAAGCGACGGUAACAUCACUCCUUUGCAAUCCUUUAACGCAGUCGUGGAAAGGAUCUCACCAAAGCAUGAAAAAAAAAAUGAUAGGCUUACAUACAUUGAGUCUGAGCUAGAAGCAUUGGAACGCGAACAAGAGGCAAUCGACCAAAAGGCUAGCAGUCUGGAGGCCAAACUGCGUGCAGUUAUGGGCGGUAAUCCAAGUAAUAAUAAAACUGGUACAAAUCCCUUCCUUAGGUUAAUACGCAAUAGCAUUGGUGGCGGUGAUGUCAUACGUAUUAAGCUGCUUGACUGGGAUGAUGAAAGUUUAUUUAGUAGUGGUGCAAGCGGUGCUGGCAGUGGCACUGAUGACGACGAAGAGACAUACAGUGACAAUUCCACCACCUCUGGCAAGAUGGAGAAGCAGCAUGAUGAAGUUCAGGCUUUUGAAAUGAAACUGCGACCAGAACAUCACGCAAUAAAGAUGCAAACACGGUCAAGGCCGCGCGCUCAGUCUUGUUUUGUGACUACGAAUCUUAACUAUUCACCGAUUCGGCCUACAUAUCAACACCAGUUACCUGAAAAUUAUUGUCAUCGUCAUCAGCAUGGCUCAAACCAAGUUUCUCACCACGUUCAUCACGUGGGACCGUAUAGUCAUUCACCAUGUAACUCUGCUUCAGUUGCGUCCUCCCGACAAUCAUUCUGUGAUAAGUUACAAGCCCUUAGUGCAGAAGAUGUCAAUGCUAAGAUUGUAGCGCCUACUGAUCAAAUGGCCUUUUGUCGGAAACGACGUGAUGAACACAAGAGAGCCCACCAGAAACACCGGCGCUCUCGUCCCCGCAGUUUUUGUGAAACUGAAGAAACCGAAGAACAAUUGCUUUCACAGUGGUUUACACUCGUAAACAAGAAAAAUGCACUCCUUAGGCGUCAGAUGCAGCUAAACAUUCUUGAACAGGAAAAGGAUCUCGAGCGCAAAUUCACAAUGCUUAAUCAGGAGCUGCGCGCUGCUCAAUCUGUUGAGGAUUGGCGAAAAACGGAGGUGCAACGUGAAAAGGAGCGCCUGUUGUUGGAAGAGCUUGUGACUAUUGUUGAUAAGAGAGAUCAGCUGGUGCAACAUUUACACAAUCAAGAAAUAGCUAUUGAGGACGACCAUGAAAUAGCGCGCGAGCUUGAACAAGUAGACAUUAGCGGCAACAAAGAAAAGUGUAUUCUACAAUAAAAAAAACACCUGACGUAAUUCAACUUGACUGGAGAUUAAACCUACACUAAUAUCUAUAAUAUUGUGGAUAUACACAAUCAUAACUUAACUAUGUUGCAGACUGGAAACAUAUGGGUUAAUAUUGUAAAAAAAAAAAAUUGACAUCAAAACGUCCGAUAGCGAAUUAAGCAGCUUUAAAAUUUGAAUAAAUUCUAAAUCAUUUUACUUAAAAGAAUGUUGUCAUGUACAUUUUAAAAUUACAUUUCAUUUACCUAACUAUAUAUGAUAAUUGUUUUAGUGCCAUUAUUUUAUCCGUUUGGUAAAGAUUUUCAAUUUCAAAAACCCAA